UACAGGAGAUGACCAGAGACUGCGGACAUAGUACAGGAGGUGACCAGAGACUGCAGACAUAGUACAGGAGAUGACCAGAGACUGCAGACAUAGUACAGGAGAUGACCAGAGACUGCGGACAUAGUACAGGAGAUGACCAGAGACUGCAGACACAGUACAGGAGAUGACCAGAGACUGCAGACACAGUACAGGAGAUGACCAGAGACCGUGGACAGUACAGGGGAUGACCAGAGACUGCGGACAGUACAGGGAUGACCAGAGACUGUGGACAGUACAGGAGAUGACCAGAGUCUGUGGACAGUACAGGGAUGACCAGAGACUGUGGAUAGUACAG
Molecule: messenger RNA, 334 nt
Organism: Staurois parvus
Lineage: Eukaryota; Metazoa; Chordata; Amphibia; Anura; Ranidae
Source: the annotation of a GenBank genome assembly